Nematolebias whitei (Rio pearlfish) is the source of this 1905-nucleotide messenger RNA. It is a transcript of the gene cbx1b, whose product is annotated as chromobox homolog 1b (HP1 beta homolog Drosophila). Gene Ontology annotation, cellular component: pericentric heterochromatin; nucleus. Bases 195 to 791 code for a protein of 198 amino acids. Lineage: Eukaryota; Metazoa; Chordata; Actinopteri; Cyprinodontiformes; Rivulidae. The record is from RefSeq and is a predicted model, not a curated record. The transcript has 6 exons. Gene Ontology annotation, biological process: chromatin organization; negative regulation of transcription by RNA polymerase II. Gene Ontology annotation, molecular function: chromatin binding.
UCCAGACUAAGGGGCGGAAACGGCACAUUUUUUUUGUUGUCAAGCUAGCGGCUCCGCUUUUCGACAUUAAAUCCACACAAGCGGCGGCGGUGUGCCUGCGUUACAGUCACACAGCGGCAAUAGCGUUGUUGCACGUGUACAGAAAAUUACCAUUUUUUAACUGAUCGGAACCUGCUGGUCCCCGGGUCCACCUGAUGAGUAUGAGCCAGACUACAGAACCCUCGAACGAUGCGCCCGCUGUUACAGAAGAGGCUAAAGUGACUCCAGCAGAGAAGAAGGAAAAGAAACCAGAUGAUGUUGCAGAGGAAGAGGAGGAGGAAGAGUAUGUGGUGGAAAAGGUGCUGAACCGGCGGGUGGUGAAAGGCAAGGUAGAAUACCUGCUCAAGUGGAAAGGCUUUUCUAAUGAAGAUAAUACCUGGGAACCAGAGGAAAACUUAGACUGUCCGGAUCUGAUCGCAGAAUAUCUGCAGAACCAGAAAACGGCGCACGAAGGAAAAAGGAAGGGCGGAGACGCAGAUGGAGAUGAAAGCAAAUCCAAAAAAAAGAAAGAUGAUAACGAGAAGCUAAGGGGCUUCGCUCGAGCUCUGGAGCCAGAACGGAUCAUCGGUGCCACAGAUUCCACAGGAGAACUCAUGUUCCUCAUGAAAUGGAGGAACUCGGACGAAGCCGACCUGGUGCCGGCCAAAGAGGCCAACGUGAAGUGUCCGCAGGUGGUCAUCUCCUUCUACGAAGAGAGGCUCACUUGGCACUCGUAUCCCUCCGAAGACGAGAAGAAAGAUGAGAAAAACUAACAGAGGAGGAGGUCCAGGAGAACUUCCAUCAUGCUUCUGAUGGGUGUGGGGGUGGGGGGAGAAGACCAGCAAGACAUUGUGAACUCGUCUUUUGGUGUAGUGUCACUCAUCAGGGUCUACUUUUUGUGUGGAUAGAAUCAGUUCUACGCUUUAGAUUUGCUUCAUGGAUUAAAAGACGAAAACAACGCAGUGUUAGUUUCGAGUAAACAUUCGUCACUUUUAGUAUCGUUUCCCGUCUGUGUCGUUUUUCUCCGUUUCCUGCACAGGCCGAGUGCCACGAUUUAAAAGGUGCUCAUUGCAAAGUCGUGACGACCGGACAUAAGAAAUCCACAAACCAUAAAUUACAAAACAAAUCCAAACUAAAUUUUUACUUAAAGAUUUGUGAUCGGAUGCCAACUACCACGUUUGUUUACCUACGGAAACAGCCGAGGGGACUGAAAAUGGGUCAAACUUGCGACCUUGUUUGUUUACAUACCGACGUAUUGAUGUCGUGGUUUUCAGAGGAUUCAGCCAAGUGAUGUUUACGCUGAGCGCAGACCCGCAUUUUAGAUUUGAAUAUGUGGAAAACUACCAGAGUAAACCCUUAAACUGCACCACUUGAUGGUGACUUCAUGUUCGAUUUCAUACUUUGCAAUGAGUCCCUUAAACUGGUUUGUUGUAAUUAACUAGUUUUAAACUGUUUGUAAAAACGAGGGCAGGUACAGAAUGUUUUUUUUUAAUUUCCAGUUCAGGAUGUCAUCGUUUACUUCAUGUAAACAAACCCAGACGGCACAAACUAACUCACUGUAAUUUUAUUUUUUACAAAAUAGCAAAACAUGAAGUCUUGAAAAAAGAAGCAAACCCUGAGCUGAGACUUGGGUGUCCCAUUCAAUUCUUCUUGGACUGAAAACAGUCGAUUAGUUAAGAGUGAUCCUUUUUAUUGUGCCAUUGCUUUUAAAACUUGAGGUUUAUUGUGUUUUGGGAGCAGAGCUGAGUUCACGUUGGCAGUUUCCUCCAGACGUGUUUGGUGUUCGCUUAGAAAAGCUGGUUUUGUGAUUAAUUUAGCCGUUGUAGUCUUUGUACUGUUCUUCGUCUUGCUUGUCGCUUUUGGAAAAUAAAUCACUUUUUGUUAAAA